Lolium perenne is the source of this 639-nucleotide messenger RNA. The record is from RefSeq and is a predicted model, not a curated record. NCBI's taxonomy places the organism in Eukaryota, Viridiplantae, Streptophyta, Magnoliopsida, Poales, Poaceae.
AUGGAGAUGAAAGGUUGCACUAUUAAAGAAUUUGUUGAAAAAAAUGGUGAUAUGAGGUUUCGUAGGCGUUUGCAUGGUUUACAACCUGAAGAGAUCAAGGAACAGAUGGUCCAGGGUUCGGAGAAACUGAUGAGGAUGGCGGCAGAAUUCACCAAGAAGAUCAAGACUGGACCUGCUCGGCUGACGGCGGGUAAUGCCGCCGCCGCCGCCCGCCUUGGCAUCUCGCCGCCGCGCCGUCGCCGCCGCCGCCUCUCCUUCACCAGCUCCGGCCGUCCGCCUCCGAGCCGCCUCCCGUCGGCCGCCUCCCGUCGCUCGCUCGCCGGCCGCUGCUCCGAGCCGCCCGUCCGCCUCCAGGCCGCCCGCCCUCCGAGCCGCCCGUCCGCCUCCCGGCCGCCUCCCGUCGGCCGCCUCCCGUCGCCUGCUCGCCGGCCGCUGCUCGGCCGCCCGCCCUCCAAGGCCGCCCGUCCGCCUCCGAGCCGCCCGGCCGCCCGUCCGCCUCCAGAGCCGCCUGUCCCGAUCGAUUUGGAGAUCGAUCUGAUCUCCUGUUCGGCUCGGAAUUCGGCUCGGCUCCUGAUCGGCUCGGCUCCUGAUCGGCUCGAUCUGAGCUUCGGCUCGGCUCGGCUCGGCUCCGUCAGUUAG